Oreochromis niloticus (Nile tilapia) is the source of this 3654-nucleotide messenger RNA. It is a transcript of the gene mtnr1c, whose product is annotated as melatonin receptor 1C. The record is from RefSeq and is a predicted model, not a curated record. Gene Ontology annotation, cellular component: plasma membrane. The coding region runs from base 705 to 1763 and encodes 352 amino acids. The transcript has 2 exons. Gene Ontology annotation, molecular function: melatonin receptor activity. Gene Ontology annotation, biological process: G protein-coupled receptor signaling pathway. Lineage: Eukaryota; Metazoa; Chordata; Actinopteri; Cichliformes; Cichlidae.
UCCCUUAUUUUUCAGAUUUAAAAAUAAGCAGCACUGCCCUGGCCACGAUUCUCCACAGCCCCCGUGUCCAUUUGGAUCACACGAGUUGUUAUUCAGCAAGAAUGGCACACCACAGCGGUUCAGGAGGCAGAGGAUAUUUUUAGAUUUUGAGACCCCAGACUUUAUUCUCGCAGAUUUUUAAUUUUUUUUUAAAUAUUUUUUUAAGUGAUGAGCUUCAGUAUUUAAGUUGAACGGAGGUUGUGUUGCUCACAGUGCUCUCAGAGCCAUCAGACUCCGUGUUGCUGUGUGUGCGCACGCUUUGCACCCUCGCAUUUCCAUUACGCACAGGACAGCGCUCACAUGCCUCCUGGAAGAGCUACCCUGUCAGAAUGGAGCGGCGCGCAGCAGGAGCCUCUGUGACUGACCGCACUGAGAGCCGCCGUGAAACUCGAGCUUUCCCAACCUUUCUCACCUCCUUACUUCCCCCCGGAUGGGCAAAGCGUGUCACUAUUCUAAAGAUCAUGUCAGGACUCUCAUCCUCUCAGCCUCCUAGUACUCCACAAUCGGGGGAGUGUGGUUUCAUGCGCAAAGAAGUUCAAGACUCCCUCCCGUGAAGUCAUUUUGCGUUUUUGGUUUGUGCUUCUUCUUCUUCUUUAUUUUACAUUUUCAUCUGAACACUUGUAAGCCCACCAUGGCAGCUGCAUCCUGAGGAGGUGGUGGAGGAGAUGGAUGUAGAGGAGAAGGAUGCGAACGGUUCGAGCUGUUUGCGGAAUGAGAGCGACUGCGGGCUGAGCGCUACCUCUGCUGGAGUGUCCACUGCGCUGGCCAGCGUGCUGAUCUUCACCAUCGUGGUAGAUAUCCUGGGAAACCUCCUCGUCAUCCUGUCCGUGUACAGAAACAAAAAGCUACGGAACCCAGGCAACAUCUUUGUGGUGAGUUUGUCUGUGGCAGACCUGGUGGUGGCGCUGUACCCCUACCCACUGGUCCUGACGGCCAUCUUUCACAAUGACUGGACUAUGGGUGACCUGCACUGCCAGGUCAGCGGCUUCAUCAUGGGUCUCAGUGUUAUUGGCUCCAUUUUCAACAUCACGGCCAUCGCCAUCAAUCGCUACUGCUACAUCUGCCACAGUCUCCACUACGAUCGUCUGUACAGCCUGAGGAACACACUCUGCUACCUUGGUCUUACUUGGCUACUCACCGCCAUCGCCACUAUUCCCAACUUCUUCGUCGGCUCACUGCAGUACGACCCUCGCAUCUACUCCUGCACCUUUGCCCAGACCGUUAGCUCGUACUAUACAAUCUCCGUGGUGAUUAUUCAUUUUCUGAUCCCUCUGCUGGUGGUGUCCUACUGCUACAUGAGGAUAUGGGUGCUCGUCAUUCAGGUGAAACACCGAGUUAAACCGGAGCAAAGGACCAAACUGAAACCUAGUGAUGUGAGGAACUUCCUGACUAUGUUUAUGGUGUUUGUCUUGUUUGCCGUGUGCUGGGCCCCCCUGAACCUCAUAGGCCUGGCUGUAGCCAUAAAUCCUCCGAAGGUUGCACCCAACAUACCCGAGUGGCUCUUCGUCACAAGCUACUUUAUGGCGUACUUCAACAGCUGCCUCAAUGCCAUCAUAUAUGGACUGCUCAACCAAAAUUUCCGCAAAGAGUACAAAACCAUUCUCCUCACUCUUUGCGUUCCACGUUUGCUCCUCAUGGAAACUUCAAGAUGUGCCACAGAGGGACUGAAGAGCAAGCCUUCACCAGCCAUUACAAACAAUAAUGUGGCGGAGAUAGAUGUAUGAACUUUUAACGGGAACGUGGAUGUUACCUGUGAUUCACUGAGUGCCUUUUCAGGAUCUGUUUCUUUUUCAUGUUGUAAAGAUGCAUUUGUGUUUGGCGAGGACACCGCUGCCAUCAUAUUCCUUCCAGCUUGCUGGACACUUUGCACUCCUGUUGAGAACAAACAUCGAUUGUAUAAUUAUAAGUAUUUUGUGUUCAAUAGUGAGUUUCAAGACAGAUUAACAAACCGAGGGGGAAAAAGUACAGAAAGAACAAAUUACCAGGAACAUUCAGAUAGUAGAUAGUAGCAGGCUGUGAAAAUUAUGUUCUUAAAUUCUCUAAAAUCUUUCACGCACACUUAAGGUCCGAUACUCUUUGGGUGAGGGACCUACUUUUAAAGCCAAGUCCCAGCAUGUGUAUAUCACGUGUCCGAGAAUGACUCACUGCCUAUUUGCACAGAAUAAUUACGAGUAUGUCAGCACCAUGGUGAUAAUGAAAUAAAUGUAUUUUCUAUGGCCACUGUGUCUGUGGGGUCUUAAAUACAGUAAUAAUGAUAGAAAAGCCUCAAGGUUUUAUUUUCGUUCAAUAGAAUCCUUAAUCUAAUUUUAGGUUUAAACAGAAGCUGUUUUAUGGAUCAAUUACCAAAGACUUAAUGCUCUUAUUUGGAUGGUAGUGACUCAAGAGUAUUAAAACUGGGGCAGGUGCCAAUUCAAAAACACAUUUCAGUUUCAGUCUAACUCAAACCUCGUAUUUCUUCUUCAGCCUGAGUGAGCAUCUCAGCCUCAGUUUCACUGGCUUAUUAAUUCACCGUGAUGCUGUUUCACCCUUGGGUUCAUCUUCUGAGCAAUGACGCGGUGGGACAAAUUUUGGAAGCUUUUCUUCCGGUUAUAAUUGAAGAAACGAGGGGGGGGAGAGCAAGUAUAUCGCAAUGGGUUUUUGUUUGUUAAUGCAACAAAGCAUGCCUUGUUGUCUGAAAAACAUUCUCUCAUAGCUUUUUGGCAGAUCUUUGUCAAACACGACUGUUUUUAACUAUUUCUAACCAUUGCAUUCAUAUGCCUAUCAGACUAGGACAUUUAAAGCUCUGGGCAUUGCCAUUUAGACCCUAAAUGAUUUAAAGAUUGGGGAGAUUGUGCAAUGAGGAAGAACAAAUGGUAAACAAAGCUAGGCUUCUUCUUUAUAAAACGCCUGGGGGACCUGAUAAGCAUCAGGAAAGAGGAGAUGUAGUUCCGUGAUAGUGCAAGGGUGCCUGAGCACAUGUCACCCCAGCCAAGAUGAGCUCUGACAGCCUCCCAGCACAACUUCCACCCAGCAAACAAACUCUGAGCUGUUCACCUCACAGGGAGGCUCCGAGAUGUCAAUGUGACACAUUUUUGAUAUGAUGCACUGUUACUGGAAUAUUAAAGAGAUUACACAUUCCCGAUGUCUAGCUCGGUAUUUGUAAAUAUCAUCGGCAUGUUUCACAUUUAUCUACAGGUCGACUGUUCAGCCUUUGCAUUCUGCUUUGCUUUGAGGCAGCUAACCUUGAAUAGUUUUCCUGAUGUCUGACUAACUUAAAUCGUCAGUGGAUGAUUACAGAUGCAGAAAUAGGAAUCUGAAUUCACGAGGGAUGUUGGCUCAGCACUCAAGCUGUCUUACAGAGCCAGGCGGCGUCAACUCGCUCAGGAGCAGCAAAAUGACACAAAACUGUUCAAUUCUGCUUCUAACAAAUCAGUGUGUGUGAUGUGGAAGAAAAGAAGCAGCCCACAUGGCAGCGCAAGGUCGGCCACAGAUGAGUGACUAAAGGGGCUUGAGGGAAAAUGACAGCAUUCACUACGGCACCAAAGAGUCACAGGCGGAUGGCUUGGUCACCCUUCUUCCCUCUGCUUUCACCUUCUACUCUUCAUUCUCUACUUUUUCUGCUCUUUUGAACCUGUG